AUGGUGACUGCCCCUGGUCGAUUAUCUUCGAUUUGCUGUAUCGGGACGCACACCUUGGAUCUGCACAUAUUGCUCCACCUGAAAAGCGGCAUUUCCCAAAUCAGUGAAGCGCGGGCUCCAAUAGAUGCAAGGAUUGGCCCUCCUGGCGUCCAGUACCACGCUGGCUCGAUGCAUGGGGCCUAUUUGACUGAGACGACCCCACCAAAGGCAGUGGACUGGGUCAAGAAGCUUCAUGGCCUUCAAAGGAUUGAUCCGAUCGAAAUGGAAAAGACAACAGUGCUUGAGUAUGAUGCUUUCAGCGAUCUGGCUGUCACUGCUGCUUUUGCUCAGUCGGUUUCUGCUUCUUUCGCACUGCCGCCCGCGACAAUCAAAAAGGGGCAAAUGUACCUGUCAAACUUCAAAUAUCUGGACGCUGAGCUCGAACCUUUGAGGAGGGAGAUUGACCUGUCUGGCUAUGCAAUCCCAAUUGACAACCUACGCCAACCAGGAAUGGCCCAAGGCGCUCUCGCUGCUUUAGGUCGAUUCAUCAUUGACAAGACCGGGGCGGACAUAGGCUUCCUGUAUCAAGAUCUCAACGAAAGCUGUCUGUUUGAGAUCCAGAACCAAUAUGAACAACAAAGAGAUAAAGAGAAAUCCGCUGCUGCUGCUGCUACACCUGGCCUGUCAAUUCCUGAGUCUUCAAAUUCCGAGCUACAGGUUACAGAGCGGCGUCAAAAAGUGAAAUCCCGACCGGCACAUUCGUCUAUUUAUAACAUUACCCGGAAUACUGAGGCUCCGGAGAAGGACAAUGCCCCUGAAGCCCCGACCUUGAAGGUGGGACCUAGCACGUUUGCAGUUUUCUCAACCCCAGAGGGUCGAUUCCCUGGUCAGAUUUCAAAGCUGCCAUGGUUGACCUCGGAUUCUCCGUGCUCCCAAGAUUCGGUUCCGUCUACACUUUCUCCCCGCCUCAGGAAUAUGCUGCCCAGAAAGCUAUCACUUUGCACCGGCCCCAUAAGUCUUGUAUUGAGGGAUAUCGUCUUCUCAUCCUCGGGAGACGCUUGGGGCGGCGGUAUGGCUGGAACCAAAAGACUUUUGAGGUAG
This is a messenger RNA of Aspergillus eucalypticola CBS 122712, 1080 nucleotides long. RefSeq lists its product as uncharacterized. NCBI's taxonomy places the organism in Eukaryota, Fungi, Ascomycota, Eurotiomycetes, Eurotiales, Aspergillaceae. The coding region runs from base 1 to 1080 and encodes 359 amino acids. The record is from RefSeq and is a predicted model, not a curated record. The transcript is spliced from 3 exons.